AUGUCGAAACGGACCACGUAUGACCGUGAUGAGCUUGGCCAUACCACGACCAAGCGCGCAAAGGAGGUGGACGAGAACCUGCCUUAUGAUCAAUUGAAGGAAGCUCUGGGUGCGCAAGAGGAGAAGAACGAUAUCACAAAAGUAGUUCAUUGGUUCCACCCAAAGGACUUGCGCAUUCAGGAUAAUACUGCUUUACACCAUGCUUCGGAGCUUGCGCAGAGCUCGAAGAAGCCACUUAUCUGCCUGUACUUGCAUUGUGCAGCAGACGAGUCAUGGCACGGCACGAGUCCAGCGCGAAUGGACUUCAUGUGUGAAGGUAUCAGCAUAAUGCAAAAGGAGCUGAAGGAUCUCAACAUACCACUAGUCUUCCUGGAGUGCGAAGAUCGCAAGAAGAUCGUGCCAACGGUGGUCGACUGGCUGAAGGAGCACAAGGUGUCGCACGUGUUCAGCAAUCACGAGUACGAAAUCGACGAGAUGCGACGCGACAUAAAGCUGGUGAAGCAAGUCGGAAACGAUGUGCACGUCUCGAUAUACCACGACCAGACGGUGGUCGAGCCAGGAACUAUGUUGACUGGCAACGGCAAGCCAAUGAAGGUGUUCACACCCUACUUCGGCAAGUGGCUGGACAUCGUCAAGGAAGAGCCAGAGCUUCUGGACCUAAGGCCUGAUCCCAAGAAGCAGAAUGCGGACAUUGCGAAGGAGCUCAAGGACUUGUUUGGAACAAAACCCCCACAGCCGGGCAAGGAUAAGCAGUUAGGGAGCGAGGAGGACAGGAAGCGCAUCCGCAAGCUUUGGCCUGCCGGCCACAAAGCUGGCGCAAAGCGAAUGGAUGCCUUCCUGAAGCAGAUCAAGAACUACGAAGCCACGCGAUCGAACCCAGCCGCGAACUCGACUUCUCGUAUGAGCGCGUACUUGUCUGCCGGCAUGUUCAGCGUACGUGAAGUCCUGCGAAAAGUCAGUGACUACAACGGCGGCAGCAGCGACUUUACCGAAGGUCGCUCGAAGCCCGGCGUCUACAGCUGGGUGCGCGAGAUCGUAUUCCGCGAACUUUACCGACAGACGACGAUGAUGACACCGCACACCUCGAUGAACUUGCCGCAGAACCUUAAGUUCGACUUCGUACAAUGGGAAGAUGACGAGGAGGGGUGGGAGAAGUGGUACAAGGGUACAACAGGCGAGCCGUUUAUCGAUGCGGGCAUGCGCCAGCUGAAUCACGAGGCUUACAUGCACAAUCGCUUGCGCAUGAACGUCUCCUCAUAUCUGUACUGCAACCUGCUCAUUGACUACCGCCGCGGCGAGCGCUACUUUGCUGAGACACUGAUUGAUUGGGAUCUGAGCAACAAUACGCAAGGCUGGGAGCCGAGCUAUACUGUCUUCAACCCUGUGAGUCAGGCUGAGCGCAACGAUCCCGACGGAGACUACAUCCGCAAGUGGGUGCCUGAGCUGAAGGAUGUGCAAGGUAAGGCUAUCUUUGCGCCGUACGAGAGGCUCAGCAAGGAGGAGUUUGAGAAAUUGGGAUACCCGAAGCCCCACGUUAACUGGAAGAAGACGAAGCAACGGUGUAUGGAGAGGUUCAAGAAUGACAUGUCUGGUGUUGAGCCUUGA
This is a messenger RNA of Macroventuria anomochaeta, 1605 nucleotides long. Its product is annotated as Cryptochrome/photolyase FAD-binding domain-containing protein. The coding region runs from base 1 to 1605 and encodes 534 amino acids. Lineage: Eukaryota; Fungi; Ascomycota; Dothideomycetes; Pleosporales; Didymellaceae. Gene Ontology annotation, cellular component: cytoplasm; nucleus. The transcript has a single exon. Gene Ontology annotation, molecular function: FAD binding; DNA binding. The record is from RefSeq and is a predicted model, not a curated record. Gene Ontology annotation, biological process: entrainment of circadian clock by photoperiod; circadian regulation of gene expression.